Messenger RNA from Penicillium cinerascens, 1644 nucleotides. RefSeq lists its product as uncharacterized. The transcript has 5 exons. The coding region runs from base 1 to 1644 and encodes 547 amino acids. NCBI's taxonomy places the organism in Eukaryota, Fungi, Ascomycota, Eurotiomycetes, Eurotiales, Aspergillaceae. The record is from RefSeq and is a predicted model, not a curated record.
AUGGCUUCCACAGGCAUCGGAGGAAACAACGUUGACGUGCCUACCUUCGACGGUUUGGCCAAAUUCUACAUCUCUGUCGCUAUCAUUUGGACAACUGCCAUCCUCUGCGGCUCCGCCUUUCUCAUUGCCAAUCGCCAUGAGCAAUGCAUUCGAAUUCGUAACCUGUUGCUUGCACUGAGCGCCGUGUCAUGUCUCCAUGUCUACUGGGUUCUGUGCAUGGUCGCAUAUUCAUUGGGUACUAAGUACCCCUGUGCUGCAGAAUACUGGAUCAUGAGCAUCUAUCUGCCUCUGGGGAUCGCUCUUUUCCAAGCAAACAGCAUGCAGCUCCUGAGCGUCUUUGGCAUUCAAGAGAAGCUACUUUUUACCGCACAACAACCGUACAGACCCCAUUUCAUCGCCCGUGCAAGAUCCUCUAGCCGCAGCCUUUUUCAAUGGAGGCAAUUGAACCUCGUCCAACGAACGGAAUUGGGUAUUGUUGUUGGGAUGGUGGUUCAACUGCUUCUGUCGCUCUCCAUCUUCCUCACCUCGCGGAAAUUCCAAACCUUCGGCACCUUCUCCGAACAUGUGAGCCCGGAGAAAUGUCGGCGAGGUCCUGAAUGGAUUCCUUCGAUUCUCUGGCAAUUGUUCUGGUCUUGGAUAUUCGCGCCAUGCAUUCUGUGGAAGAUCCGGAACAUCCAUGACAUACACCACUGGCGGCUUCAGAUCACUUGCUGCGUCAUCGCUGCGUUACCGGGUUCGCCUAUGUGGUUCGCCGCACUGUAUUCGCCAACCAAAAUCUGGGAAACUAUCAACAGACACUGGGUGGCGUCUCUCUGGUUUGCUCCCGGUAUCAUGACGAUGGAGGCUGUUACUAUCUUCAUUCCGUGUUAUGAGCUUGUAGUCUCCAGGAGGCGGAGGAAUCGUAUCCUCGGGGAACUCCAAGCAUGGAAUGAAAAGAAGAUAGCCAGCGCGGACGAAUUGGAUUCCAGAGUAUCGCGAAGUCCAAGUGAAGUCAGCCACGUGCCAUAUGCUUAUUCUCGAAAAGCUCUAGAGAGGUGCUUAAAAGAGGACUCGAGCGCGCUUCUGCAAUUUGCCGCGGCCAAGGAAUUCAGCGGCGAGAAUAUUAUUUUCCUGAAUUACGUGCGCGACUGGAAGGAUUCCUGGGCGAAAAUCAGUGAAUCGAAGCCGGAAUACGAUUGGAACCACGAUCCCCAGUACCACCGACUUCGUUUGUUCAAGAUCGCGGUCGAGAUCUACGCAGUCUGCGUCGACCUUAAAACGGCGGAUUUUCCCAUCAACAUUGAAUCUCGGAUUUAUUCGGAUCUAAGGAAAAUGUUUGGUGAAGCUGCUCAGUCCAUCGGCCAAUCUGUAUCAACAAGGAAUGCCCCUGAGCUUUACAACGUGCCGCCGACGCACAGAAAAAAGUUGUCUCCUUUGAUAGCCGUCGAGGAAGACACCCACGCUCUGUGUCUUGAUGCAUAUGGUCACGAGAGCCAGACUAUCCUUAAUAUCGAGCCCCGUCUUCCGGAUUCUGUUAUCAUUCCUGCGGAUUUCGCAGUCCAUGUUUUCGACCAGGCCGACAGGUCUGUCAAGAACCUGGUGUUCCAAAACACCUGGCCCAAGUUUAUUAACACUUCCAGCGACCUGUCGAUUUAUUCUAAGUAA